AUGCCUACACCUGUUCAGAAAUAUACUAUUCGUAUAUUGACAGAAUCCGAAGAGAAUGAUUUAAUAACUGUGGCUAAUACAGGCUCAGGAAAGUUGGCAUAUUUUAUUUUUAACCAUAAGCUUAACUAUAUAUUUAAGCAAAAGUAAUAUUUUUUUCGACAUAUUUAUUGGUCCCCUUUUAGAAGACUCUCAAAAUUAUUUUCUACUAUUUAUCCAUGAAUACCGAAUGCCU
Messenger RNA from Meloidogyne enterolobii, 232 nucleotides. NCBI's taxonomy places the organism in Eukaryota, Metazoa, Nematoda, Chromadorea, Rhabditida, Meloidogynidae. The record is from the annotation of a GenBank genome assembly.